This is a messenger RNA of Daucus carota subsp. sativus, 1318 nucleotides long. RefSeq lists its product as uncharacterized. The record is from RefSeq and is a predicted model, not a curated record. Bases 120 to 1088 code for a protein of 322 amino acids. The transcript has 4 exons. NCBI's taxonomy places the organism in Eukaryota, Viridiplantae, Streptophyta, Magnoliopsida, Apiales, Apiaceae. Gene Ontology annotation, cellular component: chloroplast.
CUCUCAAUCUCCAAUUGAGACACGAUUUUGUACCAGAAAAACAAGAGCUUUGAAAUUUAUAAAAAACAAGAGUAUUAGAAUCUUAUGAUCAAAAUCGGAUCGGAGGGUAAAGAAGAAAGAUGGUGGCGAUAUCAGCACACAGAGGGAAGCUCCACAAGGUCCCCAACAUUCCCCGUGAAUGGCUCACCCCUACUCCUUCAAUCUCCCCCAAAGACUUCAAGCUUCUUCUCCGCCGCAGAUCAAAUGCCCUCUCUCUCCUUCAAUCCUCCACUCCUUCUAACCCUAACCCUAAUCAACUUCCCCACAAGCUCGAUUCCUCCCCCACCCCACCUCAUUGUGAUGUCAAUGCUCCCCCGAAUCUCAAGUUAGAUGACAAGCUUCAAUCCGAAGCUGCUUCUCUCCAGGAGCUUCAACCACCUGAUCACAACAUUGAUAACUCUGAGUUGGUGGAAAAAGUUGAUAACUUGGCUCUCGAGAUUAGUCCCGGUGCUUCGAAUCCGAAUCCUGUCCCUCAGAUGGAUAACAAGGAAGAUAGGAAAAAGGAGAUUGAGGAGAAAUUAAAAGUUUUAAAUGCAAAAAAGCAUGAUUUGGUUCAAGUACUGAAACAGAUAAUAAAUGCAGAAGAAGAACUAAAGAAGCGAAGUACCGUGCAGGGGCCGACUGUUCGACCAUCUGUUUCACUUCAUGUAGAUGUUACAAAUGAUUCUGGGUCAAUGACUAGACAUCUCACUCCCAGAAUGGGCUCAGAUGGAUUACUCCGUGGAGAUGGGGAAGGAGGAGAAGCAGAUGAUGCUUCAAAUCAUAAUACUCAUUCUCGCAGUUUUCUUCGAAUGAGUAGUGUGUCACCAUCUUCAGAUUCCCCUCAUAAGAGGCCUUUCCAUACUGCGGUUCCACAUUCAUCUCGAGCAACUCCAUGGGCCUCUGCUAGUCCAUCUCGCUUUGCUCCAACUGGACAACAAGGUAAUUUGGCAAGUGUACCCACUGUCUCUGCAUCUGGAACAAACUAUAUCGCAUCCUCUCCUUCACCUGCAGCUUCUGGUGGAACUUCAGUGUUUAGAGAUGCUCGGCAUAGAAGCCCAUGGAAUUGAUCCACUGUUUCUAUAUUACCUUUAAAGUUAUUGUUUUGUAUACCAGUUGGUUGCAGUUGUAAUUGCCUGUAUCCUAGUGUGGGAAUCACAGUUUUCAUUGCCCUGGGUAUGGCUUGUGGAGUUGUCUAUACUUUGCUACUUGUUGGACUUUCGGUCCACUUUCUUGUUAAAUACAAAUUGGCCUCGAACACAACCUUGAGACAAAUAAAUUUUGCAGCCUCAUAUUAUUA